AUGUCGUGGUCCCGGGAAGACGACUACGCUGCCUUCAAGGCGGCAGCCAGCUCGUACAACUCGCCCAACCCUCGGCCGUGGUCGUUGCUCGUUUGGGACGUCGCUCAUGCGAAUCCUGAAGGCAACUGGCAUGUAGAGCCGAGCUCAGACUGCCUUCGCAGCGAGGCAACGCUUCGCAUAGUCUUCGCGCCUCUGCACGGUGGGCAGCGCGAAUGGAUAUCCGACUUUGUGGAACUCUUCCGAGUUCUCAAUGUCCCCAGCGACUUCACCACGGAGCGCACCCAGUCCGUAUGCCACAGCUUCGCCAGUCGCACGGAUCGCCAUGGCACCUGUUCGUGGUUCCAUUUCCUCUUCAAGAACAUCACAAUCAGACACGAGCCCGGAAAGAUGCCCGAGGUUGACUUGCGCAUCCCGGGCCGCUGGCAGCAGGGAGGCGCCAGCCUACCCCAGGCAGACUAUAGUUGGCUUGUCGCCAGCUUCUUCAUGCGCGUUCACACGCACGGGGCAGUGACACUCGUCUGCUUUGGUGCCCCGCCGCGAGUACGCAGGCGGUUCGAAGAGUUCGUCGACAGCUGUGGCUGGGACGACGUCCAGACGAACCCAUACGUGCUCUUUGAUGUCCUGCUAGAGGGUCUCUAUUUUGAAGUGGACAAGAUGGUGUGGAACAUGAACACCAUUUUCGGGCCCCUCGAACAUUCCAUUCUCGAGCUCGCACAUACCAAAGACUACGGACAGCUCAACUCGCGGCUCUCCUUUGCCGCUCUUCACAACUGUGCUAAGCACAUCACAUACCUCGGCGAAGGACUCGAUGCCGCCCUGCUGCUCCUCGACUCUGCCCUGGCGCAUGCCAGGGACUUUGGCAGGAGCGAAAACACGCGGGGUCUGGCAGCCAACGCCGGGAGACCCCGCGCGGAACUCGUCACCCGGCUGGUCAGGGAGCGCUUGAGCUACCGAAAGUCCCUCUUCCGGUCGACGCAGCUUCGCCUCUCCAGCCUCCACAAGCGCAUCGACAACAGCAUAGCCCUGGCCUUUAACGUGGUCACGCAAAAGGACUCGAUGGUGGUGACGCGCGACUCGAGCGUCAUGAAGAUGAUUGCCGCCAUCACCAUGGUCUUCCUGCCCACCACGGGCGUCGCCACCGUCGUGGGCUCGCAGUUGCUCGUCUCGGAGUGGCAAAAGGAGAGCCAGUCGUGGAACGUCAUGGCCACGCCGCUCUUCUGGACGACUUGGUGGAUCACUAUCCCCUUGACGGUUUGCGUGCUCGCCGUGGCCUUUGUGUGGCAGUGGUGGUCUCACAGCGAGCGCGCGCAGGACCAGACGCGCAAGAUCCUGAGGAAGCCAGCCAACCUGUUUGCCAGAGGAAAGACUGCAUCAACUGGAUAG
This is a messenger RNA of Purpureocillium lilacinum, 1383 nucleotides long. RefSeq lists its product as uncharacterized. The record is from RefSeq and is a predicted model, not a curated record. Lineage: Eukaryota; Fungi; Ascomycota; Sordariomycetes; Hypocreales; Ophiocordycipitaceae.